AUGCCUGAAACAACUCAAGUCAAGUUAGGUGAGAAAGGAACCACAUAUGAAAGCAGCCAUCCAUAUUACUUAAACAACUCAGACUCACCUGGUAUGAUUCUGGUCAACAAUGUUUUUGAUGGAAGAGGAUAUCUAGGUUGGAGGAGAUCCAUCCUCUUAUCUCUAUCAGCCAAAAGGAAACUUGGCUUUAUCAAUGAAACCUGCAAGGCUCCAGAACUGGAAUCUGCAGAUUUUGAACAAUGGAGUUGUGUCAAUGAUAUGAUCAUAUGUUGGAUAUCAAAUGCUCUAUCUAAGGAUAUUGCAGAUAGUGUGAUGAAUUCCAAGACUGCAAAAGAACUUUGGGACAGCCUGGAACAGAGAUUUAGCAAAUCAAAUGGUGCCAAACUCUACCACCUGCAAAAGGAAUUAACAGGUAUGAUACGAGAGAAUAGUGACAUUGCAGCUUACUUUACCAAGCUUAAAAGAUUAUGGGAUGAGUUAGAUGGGAUAAAUGUAAUUGUGUGUUGCUCAUGUGAAUGCAUUUGUAAUGGGAAAGCCAAAUUAACAAAAUCACUAGAAGAUCAAAGGUUGAUUCAAUUCCUAAUGGGAUUAAAUGAUGUAUAUGCUCAGGAUGAGAAUCAAAGGGAAGUGUAUGCAAACACAAAUUGUAUCUCUGAUUCUGGAUCAUUUAUGGCAGUAGGUCAAGCAAGACAGCAAAACAACAAACUAAUUGCUGAGUUUGCAGCAUUCAUGGCUAGUGGACAGGGAAGAAAUGCACAGAGAUUCAAACACCAAGCAGUAAGAGGAACAAACACAUAUCAGAAGCAUGUGCAAGAUGAUUGCUACAGACUGCAUGGAUUCCCUGCAGAUUUUGAGUUUACCAACUCCAGGAACUAUCAGCCCCAGAUCAAGGCAAACACAAGUUUGACUCAACAAGCAGAUGAAGACAUUGGGAAGACAAAUUUUGGAAUUAAUGAUGGAAAUUUUGAGGAACAGUUCAGCAAGCAACAACUUGCAGAAAUGAUGCAAAUGUACAAGCAAAGCAAAUCAACACAAGCAGGAAAGACAGGAAUUAAUGCAAAUGCAGUAGCUGGUACCAUUCUUAAAUACUCAAACUCUGUACCCACUAAUCUUAAACAAGAUACUUGGAUAAUUGAUUCAGAAGCCUCAGAACACAUAUGCUUUGAUCCCAAUUCCUUCUUAUUUUUAAAUCCUCUCCCUAUGCCUUUGAACAUUAACUUACCUAAUUCCUUCAAGGUAAGAGUAACUCAUACAGGCAGUAUCUCCAUUUUUUCAGGACAGGUCAUCACUGAUGUACUACUUGUGCCAGAUUUUAAGUAUAAUUUACUUUCAAUUCACAAGUUUUGUGUUCAGUUUCAGUAUGAUGUCCUAUUCACUGCUACUGGAUGUUUCUUGCAGGACCUUUCAAUGAAGAGUCCUUAA
Solanum dulcamara is the source of this 1422-nucleotide messenger RNA. RefSeq lists its product as uncharacterized. The transcript has 3 exons. Lineage: Eukaryota; Viridiplantae; Streptophyta; Magnoliopsida; Solanales; Solanaceae. Bases 1 to 1422 code for a protein of 473 amino acids. The record is from RefSeq and is a predicted model, not a curated record.